CAAUAUCCUCCAAACCCUAAACCCCAAAUCUCAGAUCUAUCAUCUCUCUGAUGGUUCAUGAUUGAAUAGUUUGAUUUCGAUUCUCUCAUUCGAUAAGAUCUCUGUUCUCUAAUUAUGAUGGCAGCAACGUGGCCGAGUUCGUCAAGACAAUCGUCAACGAAGUUAUGCAAAGGCUCGGCGACAUUCCAUCUUUGGAAGGAGAAGGCAUUGAGAUGGCUACUCCGUUUGGACUCGAACAUCGGAUCAAGCAAGUCGAGGAAAAGUUGGAUUUUUCUCGCCGUGACGAAACUCGAAUCGUCGGAAUCGUUGGGAUGCCUGGCAUUGGUAAAACCACUCUCGCCACGGAGUUGUUCCACAGCUCUCGACAACGGUUCGUUCGUUGUGUGGCUUUUAUGAAGAUCCGUGAUAAAUGGGUGGAGUAUGGUCCUGAUCGUGUGAGGAAGAUGUUCUUUGAAGCUUUACUAGAGAACACAAGUAUAGACGUAACUGAUGAGACUAGGCAUGGUUGCUUUGCAAAACUACUUCUCGGUAACAAAGUCUUUGUUGUUCUUGAUGAUGUGAGUAGCAAAAAACAAAUAGAUGUUCUUCUUGGUGACCGAAACUGGAUUAAGCAAGGAAGCAGGAUUGUUAUUACAACCCGUGACAGGGCAUUCAUCACUGAGUUAGAUCCAAACCCUUACGUGGUUCCAAGAUUGAAUCUUGGAGAUGGGUUGAGGUACUUCAGCUUUUAUGCCUUCGAAGAUCACAUCUGCAACCCCGAGAUGGGAAAUUAUCUGAAAAUGUCAAGAGAGUUUGUGGAUUACGCUAGAGGGAAUCCAUUAGCUCUCAGGGUAUUGGGUAGGGAUCUUCUAAGGAAAGGUGAGGAUCAAUGGAGAGAGCGGCUUGAUACAUUGGCUAAAACUCCAAACAAGAGUAUUCAUGAUAUUUUGAAAAUUAGUUAUAAUGAACUUACUCAACAGGAGAAAGAUGUGUUCCUUGAUAUAGCAUGUUUCUUUAGAUCAGAGGAUGAGUAUUAUGCGAGAAGCUUACUGCAUUCUGGCCAUAGUGAGUCCUUCCAAGCUGACAGGGAGAUAACGGAUCUUUCCCACAAGUUUUUUAUUAGUAUCUCUGGCGGGAGCGUAGAGAUGCAUGAUUUACUACAUACAUUCGCCAUGGAAAUUUGUUCAUUAACAUCUUGUGGAGUUAAUCAGGAGAAAUAUAGGCUGUUGAAUGAAAACUCCAUUAAGGCUGCACUGCGUGGCGAAAUGGAAACCAAAACUGUUAGAGGCAUUUCUCUAGACAUGUCUGAAGUAACGAACAUGCCUUUAGAUAGGUUGGUCUUUACAGAAAUGUGCAAUCUCCGCUACCUUAAACUCUGCAGUUCUACCUGUCCACGGGAGUGUAAAAGCGACUGCAAAUUAAACUUUCCUGAUGGACUUUCAUUUCCGUUGAAAGAGGUCAGAUACCUUGACUGGCUGAAAUUUCCUUUGGAGGAACUUCCACCAGACUUCAACCCGAUAAAUCUUGUUGAUCUCAGGCUGCCUUACAGCAACAUUAAACAAGUCUGGAAGGUUUCCAAGGAUACACCGAAACUGAAGUGGGUCGAUCUUAACAACUCAAGAAUGUUGCAGACAUUGUCAGGGUUUUUGAUGGCCCCAAAUCUUUUGAGAUUGAAUCUUGAAGGUUGCUCAAGUCUAGUUUGUUUGUCUGAAGAGAUGGGAACAAUGGAAAGUCUUGUUUUCUUGAACCUAAGAGGAUGCACAAGUCUCAGGCAUCUACCAAAGAUAAAUCUGAGUUCAUUGAGAACUCUUAUCCUCAGCGGGUGUUCGAACCUUCAAGAAUUUCGGCUAAUUUCAGAAAAUCUAGAAUAUUUGUACUUAGAUGGAACUGCAAUAGAGGAUCUCCCUUCAGACAUUGUGAAGCUUCAGAGACUUAUCUUAUUGAAUCUGAAAGAGUGUACAAGUCUUAGGAGUCUUCCAGAGUGUAUUGGAAAGCUUAAAGCUCUUCAAGAACUUAUUCUCUCUGGCUGUUCAGAUCUCAAGAGUUUUCCAAAUGUUGUAGAGAAUAUGGAAAAUUUCAGGGUGUUACUACUUGAUGGGACGUCAAUUGGAAAAGUGCCAAAGAUUAUGCACGGUAGUAACAGCCUAUUAUUUCUGCGGCGUCUAUCUUUAAGCAGAAAUGAUGUGAUCAGCAGCUUAGGAUCUGACAUCAGUCAACUGUAUCAUCUUAAAUGGCUGGACUUGAAGUAUUGCAAGAAUCUCAUGUCCCUUUCAACACUUCCACCGAAUCUCCAGUGCUUAGAUGCACACGAUUGUAUCGCCUUGGAAAAGGUCAUGAGUCCGUUAGCCUAUCUCAUGCCAAUGGAAGAUAUUCACUCCAUGUUCAUCUUCACCAACUGUUGCAAACUCAGUGAUGCUGCAAAGAAUGAUAUUGCAUCCCACAUACGGAGAAAAUGCUAAUUGAUCUCAGAUGAUCACCACAAUGGGAGUUUUGUCUUUCGAGCUUUGAUCGGGACAUGCUAUCCUGGAUACGAAGUACCUCCAUGGUUCAGUCACCAAGCCUUUGAUUCAGUGUUAGAACCAAAGCUACCUCCACAUUGGUGUGACAAUAAGUUUCUUGGACUAGAUCUAUGUGCCAUUGUCUCGUUCCAUGACUACAGAGAUCAAAACAACCGUCUUCUGGUUAAAUGCACCUGUGAGUUUGAAAACUUAGAUGCAUCAUGCAGCCGGUUUAGUGUUCCUGUUGGUGGUUGGUUCGAACCAGGGAAUGAGCCGCGUACGAUCGAGUCAGACCAUGUAUUUAUCGGCUACAUAAGUUGGUUGAACAUCAAGAAGCUACAAGAAGAAGAGUACAAGAAAGGAUGUGUUCCUACUAAAGCUAAGCUUAGAUUCGUUGUGACAGAUGGAACAGGUGAAGAGAUUAAACAAUGCGAAGUGGUGAAAUGUGGGUUUGGUUUGGUGUAUGAACCUGAUGAUGAAGUUAGUAAUGUUGUUUCCGCGGCAAGGACGAGGAUAAAUGGUGAAGCAAGCACGUUCAUAUCCGCAGAAGAUCUUAGUGAUUAUCCAGGUGAAACUCCAACAACAGCUAAAAGCGGGAUAAAUCUCCUUGGUUAUUUCACAAAAGGGGGAUUAUGAUCGUUAGACUUAGAGCUGACAUGUUGGUUUAAAGCCUGUACCCUGUAUAGCUGUAGAUAGACAAAUUCGUUUUAGAUAUGUAAUAAUCGGGUAAUUCAACUAGAUCGGUUAUAAUCCCCUUUGACUUUAAUAAUAGUACUAAAAAUUUAUUUUCAUUUUUUUCG
This is a messenger RNA of Camelina sativa (false flax), 3277 nucleotides long. NCBI's taxonomy places the organism in Eukaryota, Viridiplantae, Streptophyta, Magnoliopsida, Brassicales, Brassicaceae. The record is from RefSeq and is a predicted model, not a curated record.